CGUUCGGAAUGUCGGAAUUUUCACCAGUGAUUCCGGAUUGUUUUGAGGCCAUCAGUCAGCCAUUUCUCCUGUGCGUCACUGUUCAUAAGGCUCGGCACUUGAAGCUCCUCAACGAGGACACCUUUGUGCUGGUUUCCUGCAAUGGAAAACACUAUCGGACAAAAACCUUUCGCAAUUCGGACUGUCCGUUUUUCAAUGAGUAUUUUGUUUUUGAAAUUUUUACUACCAAGAAGCAGCUAUUUCGAUUGAAUUUACAACUGGCAGUCGUUCAUCAUAGAUGUAUUUCUCGAAAAAACCAAAUCAUCGGAGAAUUUACUAUUGGUCUCAAAACCAUAUGGGAUAAUCCUUCUCAUGCCUACAUACAAAAAUGGGCAACUCUUGAAGAUCCAGAUACCAAUGAAUCGGAUAUUGGAUUUUUACAAGUAGAUUUAUCUCUUUUGGCUAAUUUUCAACGACCUCAACCCGUUACAAUGCCUUUCAUCGACAGUGACAUUAUCGAUCAAAAUCUGCUGAUGCCAGUCGCGGAUGACAACAAUCUCCAGCGAGUUAACUACUCCGUUAAGAUUUGUUCUGGCGAGUUUGCAUUAAAAGCGGAUUAUGCCAUUCAAGUUACCUACGGAGGCAUCAGGUCCAGAACAAAGAUGCUUCCGCCCGGAAACAAUCCUCGUUGGGAUGAAAAUCUGGCUUUUGUUGGAACUUUUCCUUCCCUGUGUCAACUGUUCAUUUUUGAUAUCAUUAUCAAUGGAUGCUGCCAAAAACGCAUCUACGCCAGCGUGGAUUUACCGUUCACGAGUUUGUCCAAAAAGAUCGAUGGCAUUUAUUCUCUACCGACAUUCGGACCAGGGUAUCUAUAUUUCUACCGAGGGCAUCGGAACUAUUCCUACGUUGGUCGUGUGCUCCUAUCAAUUUCGACCGAAAUUCUACAUAAUCGAAGAGCAUCACCGACAAAGUAUCCAUCGGUGCCGAUCCAACCGUCACUAGAAACUGCCUUGUUCUGGACAGAGGAAUCGUUCGUUCUGAACCUUCUGUUACUCAAUGUUAUUGUUCUGGAUCGAUCAAAGCCGUCGAAAAUAGAAAUUUCCUUAGAUUUCUUGAACCAAACGUCCGGUCAUAUCGAAAUCAAGCUCGAUAAGCAUCCCAUCUCAAAAACUCGCUAUGCCCCUUUCCACGAAUUUCCCCCCAAAAGAAGGCCCAUACUCACCGUACGUUUCAAAUGUCCUGAUUUCCGGUGGAAGUAUGUGUUGCAUCAAUCGCUUCACCAUUGCUGGCUAACAGGACGUGCUUCGCUGGAAAGGUUUGAAUUAUUUCAAAUGUGCAGUGGUCGGGAUCAAAUUGGGCAAUCGACGGUUGUCAUUCGAAGAAUUCUUAACGAACUAGAUAACAACUUGAAGCAGAUCAGCAUAAAUUUCAAAGUUACAACUAACCAUCGACUUACCGACUGGGAUAAGAAAUGGAUGCUCUACGCUUUAGAACGAAUGAAAAAUAUUCUUUCAAACAUCGGCAAUUUAAAAGAGAGUUUAAAGGACGAAUCUCCCAACAUAUCGCAAAUUUACAGAGAAACGAUAGACAUAUUUGGGAUGCUGGAGAAACUGAUGCAUGAAGAGCAAAACGUAUUCCCGGAAGGAUUUCUUUUCAUUUGGUCUGUUGGAGGUAAUGUCACCAAGUUUGUCAAAGGGUGCUCGUCAGCGUGUAACCAAAGCCACGCUGAUGCCCUCUGCCGGUUGAAAGCUAUCAAACACUUGCAUCGAAUGACCCCGACCCCUAAAGUGACACGCGGUGAUGGGAUCCGGCCUGUCGUCAGGCGAACUUCAAUCCUGGCGCGACCGUUUUGCUGUUCACAUUCCUGUAAAACAGAAUUGUGUGGAUGUGUCUACGCCAAACUGGAUGUGGCCAUUUGGGUUGGCCCAGAGCGGGAGCAACCGGCUGAAUGGAGCACAAAAAAUCAGCCGGUAGCACAAAUGGGCAAUCAGGCCACGGUUCGGCCGCAUCUUGUCCCAUGUGAGGAGAAAAAUGUACCGAUACGAAGCUACGUCAGCGUAUAUCAGGGCAAAAUUCAUGCCGGUACGAAUGCCAGAGGAUUGAGUGAUCCGAAAAUGGUGGUUCUUCUGGAAAACCAUGAAAUGACAACUUCGACAAUUAAUCGAACGCUCUCUCCACGAUGGAACGAAACAAUUAUAUUCUCGAACAUUAAGCUGCUGGAGAACAGUUCUCUGUUCAUAUGCGAUGAAUUAGUUGCCGUUUUGAUGCUGUUGGAAGAAAAUGAAAAGGACCUUUUCCAGAAACCUGACGAACCCCUCGGUUUAGGCCUAAUCCGAAGCCCGAUACAUCCUCCGGGAACAUUGGAAGCAGUUUUGCCAGACUAUUUCACGGAAAUUUUUCAACAAUGUUCAAUAAUAAACAAGCAACAGGUUCGAGUUAAAGGUCCCACCGGAAAUAAAGACAAUAAAUUAACCAUUCAGCCCCUCCUUGCUGGUGAGCCCACAUCGAAUAAUGAUCUGUGGAAAGAGUUCGAUGACCGGCGGGAUUUAGUGCUCAGAUGGGUUGGUCUACAUCGUAACGGGAAUCAAAUAGCGGAUGUGCUAAUGUCCGUGCACACAGAGCAGGACAACCAACACCAUCAGCAGACGGCGGAAAUGAAAGUGGUUCAGGGAAUCCCGAAUGCUAUAACUCCUUCUUUGGAAGAGUUCACAAUUUUUGUUGUUUUUGCUGGUUUGAGAGGUUUUGGAAAAUCGAUUCACCUUAUCACCACCGGAAGAUAUCGCGUUCAACUUGUUUUGGGUGAGUUGAAGUUAACCAGUGGCCUAUCAAGACGACAGUCUGGAAGAUCGAUCAAUUUCUUAGACGUCUUUUCUUCCGCGACGUUGACUCUUCCGUCCCAAUUCGAAUAUUGGCCGCCACUUAUCGUUCAGCAUGUGGAUUGUUCGAGAACCAAAACCUUAGCAGUGGUUGGAACUAAUGUUAUUCACAACCCUCAGUUGUUAUUUUGUGAUCAUGAUGUGUCGGGAGAACUUUUAUUCCAUAAAUCAACCAUGCUUUUGAAACGUCAGCAACAAAUUUCAAUCGAUACAUUAGACAAACCUAAGAAAAAUAAAACGAUAAAAACUCCCGCGAGAAAGUGCAACAAGCUCAAGCAGAAGCUAAUUCCAAUUAUAAACCUACUCUGGGAGUCAUUGGAAACCAGGCGUGCGGCCAAUGAUAGGAAGCAUCCAGAAAGCACUGGAAGACGGAUUUCCCACGAGAGCGAGUACUCGUGGUGGACAAAGUUUUAUAACAGUUGCAGCUCAAAUCCCUCAGAACUGAGGCACAGAUUGAAGAUAUUCGAUUGCGAGCUUGAAGCAGUCCCAGAAUUCGAGAAGUUUCACGAUUGGAGCAAGCCAAUUCCAUUGUUUUCUGUGUUAGAAAAUAUAUCCGGAUAUCCGUUACCAUACACUAAACUUAAGUGCAAAAUAUUGAUAAGAACAAACCAAAAAAGUAACUCGGUGUCGAAAAUUGCGAUGGACUCCCGUUCGAAUAUACUUUUAAGAUCAAUUCCAACGAUUAUGGCGGACACAAAACUGACAAUUGUUGUAUACAUCGUCCAGGGACUCAAUUUAAGAUCCCGAGACAUGUUUGGCCUUUCGGAUCCAUAUGUUAAACUAGAAUAUGGUAAGAAUAAGCUUUCUGAUCGACCAAAUUACGUCAAGAACCAAACGAAUCCGGUGUUUGGUAAACGAUUUGUUAUGCAGGGACAAUUGCCGAGGGAUCAAAUUCUUACUAUAGCGGUAGUUGAUCAUGACAUUUGUACUGCAGAUGAUCUUAUUGGUGUCACAAAAAUCGAUAUUGAGGAUCGUACCCGCAGUUCUCAUUUUCUGAAUCUAGGGCUGCCCUUCGAGUACAGCUCAUUGGGAUACAACGCAUGGCGUCAUCCCAAAAAACCUAGCAAAAUAUUGGAAGAACUUUGUCAAAACUAUGGGUUGACGCAUCCUGUUUAUGUCGGACAAAGCAUACAGUUAGCAAAUCUCACAUUCAACGAUGAUACCUUGGUAUCAACAGAUGAGGACCUUCAUGAACGGCUGGCUCUAGUUGGGUUGAAAAACUUCCACAAAAUUCCUCUCGUGGGCAGCCAUUUUGUUCCUGAACAUGUAGAAUCAAGGCCACUCUAUCACGAUGACCAUCCUGGCAUCGAACAGGGUAAACUUCAGAUGUGGAUUGAAAUCUAUCCAUCGACGGUAGAGCCCGUGCUUAUUGAUAUCACUCCCUUGCCUCCGAAGGCUUACGAGCUGAGACUUAUAGUGUGGAAUACGGCGGAUGUGAUUCUGGAUGAGAGUAAUAUUUUCGGAACCAAAAUGAGCGAUAUCUACAUCAAAUGUUGGCUCAAUGAAGUGGACGAGGCCCAAUUCACCGAUAUUCAUUACCGAUCCCUGGAUGGGACAGCAAACUUCAACUGGCGGAUGAUAUUCCCGCUCUAUUACUCUCCUUCCGAAGCUAUGAUGGUUGUAAAAAGGAAGAAAAGUUUCUACGAGCAACUCGACACCGAAGAAAAAAUGCCCCCAAUGUUGACGGUUCAAGCUUGGGAUAAUGAUCUGCUAACCCGAGAUGAUUUUCUGGGAACGUUGAACCUCAAUUUGGCGCAACUUCCGAAACCGGUUCCGAAAGCGAUUAACUGUGUCCACCGCCCAUUGACAACGCCCGGCAACACCAGGGAAGAAUAUCUGAACCUGUUUCGUGAAGGAAAAGUUCGCGGGUGGUAUCCCCUCGUGGGAAAAGUGAACGAUAAAAUUGCCCAAACCGGAAAAAUCGAACUCGAGCUCCAAUUGCUAACGGAAGAGGACGCUUUCGCUCGACCUGCCGGAAAAGGUCGUAAACCUCCUCAAAGGUUGCCGGUGCCAGAGCGGCCGACUUCAUCGUUCAACUGGCACCGCCACCCUCUCAAAUCGUUCCAAAUGAUUGUGCGCCCAAACGUCCGCCGAGCGUGUCUGUCCAUCCUCGUGCUAGGGUUCGUUGUGCUGGGAUGCUACGCCCUGAUAAGUGCCGUGCCAAUGUCCAUCAUCACCAAAGCACUGGCCCGUAAGGCUUCCCUGGAUAGGAUCGUCCAAACUGGCGUCGAUGCCCCGGAACAAGAAGAUAACUAGUCCUCCCCGGUUGAAUGCUAAUUUAUCGGUUAAUCGUACAUAUGUUUAUGUCCGAAUGAUGCUUCGGGUGUCG
Molecule: messenger RNA, 5184 nt
Organism: Uranotaenia lowii
Lineage: Eukaryota; Metazoa; Arthropoda; Insecta; Diptera; Culicidae
Product: fer-1-like protein 6
Exons: 19
Coding region: 9-5111 (1700 amino acids)
Biological process (GO): plasma membrane organization
Source: RefSeq, a predicted model, not a curated record